UUCUGGUCCACUCAUUCACUUUUUGCCUGGCGACUGUCCUGGGGGCACCAACGGCUGGGAAACCGUCCUCGCGUUUCAUUCGGCGAAGGUGUUUUGCCCCCCAGGACGUGCUAUAUUUGGCCCGGCGAUUGUCCUGGGGGGCUCCAACGGCUGGAGAUGCUCUAAUUCAUUGUAUUUGCAUGUUUCCAGCAGCGAUGUAUCAAAAAAAGCUUCAGCUUUGGGUUGUUGAUUUAGCAGCAUCAAUCAUUAAUUGUUCUGCUAUAUAUGUUCUUAACCAUGACAACCUGAUUAGGCUCUUAGUUUAUUAUGGUCUUUGUUCUGGGUGGAUCUCUGACUAUUCUAGGUUGCUCCGAUGAGGACAAGCUGCUUCUGCAGUUGGACGGGCCCUCAAGGCUGCUCUGCCUAUUCCUCCUGCUACCCCCACACGUGGGAACACAAAGCCGUCGAUGCAUUGAGGGCUCAGUGUCGUCUCCGCCGGCUGAGCGGCAAGCCGGGGUUGGGCUUGCACACCGUCUAUCAGCACCCUCCCGCGUCUCCAUUCACGGAUCUGCAGUUCUGGGGCUAGGCAACCUUGAAUCCAACGUCCACCUGCAGGCUACAUCUCAGAAAACUCAUGAACAUCAUGGCGCCUUGUUGAUGGGGUGAUCAAUAGCUACUAUAUUGGGACCCUGCACUUAAAUUGGGAAAUUGCAAAGCAUAUUAUGAAUUGUUACAAGAAACUAUUUCCGCUGUUUUGGUGCAAGGAUGUUGCUUUUUAGUAUGCUUCCCGUAUCUUGGUAUCUUGGAAUAAUAAACAGAUAGAUGUCGUGUACCAAGAUUGUUCCUUGUUGUUAAGAGGGAUACAAAUAUUAUACAAGAAUUUUUCUGAUGACUCCUAAAGCAUAUUUGGAUAUACAGCAAAGUAUAUUGUCGCUUCCCUGUUAGUAAAACGAUUAUGUUAGAAAUUUGGUUGGCAGCCCCUACAUUUGGCUGAUUGCUAGCUGACUGGAUUACUCAUGUUUGCGGACUCUGGUAACUUAUGCCUACCAAGAACUACAUGAAUUUUGUGUCUUGCUGCAGUGAACAUUACCAAACUAAUUCUAAAGGUGUUAUAAUCAUGUUUUCUUUUGCAUUAUCAACUUUUAACUUUUGUCAUUUGUUAACACAUUCCUUUUGCAUUAUCAACUUUUAACUAUUGUCAUUUGUUAACAUGAUUAUUUAGCAUGUUCACUAUGCGAGUACUCCCUCCGUCCGAAAAUACUUGUCAUCAAAAUAGAUAAAAAGGAAUGUAUCUAGAACUAAUAUACAUCUAAAUACAUCUCCUUUUAUUCAUUUUGGUGACAAGUAUUUCCGGACGGAGGGAGUAGUAAUAAUAGGAGCUAUUUAUGUGCCAGAUAACUAACACUAUUCAUAAGGCAUAAGGGUUAGAAAAAGAACUGUAUUCUUGCUGUGUUGAUUUUCGUAUGGCACACUAUGGAUUCUUUGUGUAACACAUAAUGUCGAUCAACAUGUGUUUACAACGCAGGGAGGAGCCGGGCGACAAGGCAGUCAGACCAAACUCUCUAUCCAUAUAUAUAGGUAGUCUGAUGUUAUGCCAUAGCCGAACCAUAUAUGUUUCGUGUACUGCUCUAUCAAUCUCUUUUGGUAUAUUAGACUCUAUCCUUUGUAAUGAACUUAUUG
This is a messenger RNA of Triticum aestivum (bread wheat), 1659 nucleotides long. RefSeq lists its product as uncharacterized. Lineage: Eukaryota; Viridiplantae; Streptophyta; Magnoliopsida; Poales; Poaceae. The record is from RefSeq and is a predicted model, not a curated record. Bases 307 to 645 code for a protein of 112 amino acids. The transcript has 6 exons.